This is a messenger RNA of Corylus avellana, 1496 nucleotides long. RefSeq names its product F-box protein At3g07870. The record is from RefSeq and is a predicted model, not a curated record. Gene Ontology annotation, molecular function: protein binding. NCBI's taxonomy places the organism in Eukaryota, Viridiplantae, Streptophyta, Magnoliopsida, Fagales, Betulaceae.
GCAGAGCAGAGCAGAGGAUUGCAGAACUAGGGAGAAGAAUGUUGACCUUUUUGCCUGAGGACUUGGUGGUGAAAAUACUCUCUAAGCUGCCACCAAAGUCCCUGAUCCGAUUCAGGUGCGUAUCCAAAACCUGGGAUGCUCUCAUUGGAAACCCUGAUUUCUUCUCUAGAAACCUCCUUAACCAAUCCAUUUUCACCCCCACCCAAAACCCAGAUCGUCCACUCCCUCUCCUCCUCGUCAGCGCCACCGACAAAUUCAACGCUGAAAGGGAACUGUUCUCUUUCCUCUCUUACGACACCCUCGAAUGUGUGUCUCGGAUCCCUCUGAAUCUCCCUCCCGCACCAAACAAUGACUGUUUCGUUACAAUUCCAAAUUGUAACCUCAAGGUCGUCGCUUCCUGUAAAGGGAUACUCUGCCUCUACGAUUUCCGAACCAGAGACAUCUAUCUCUGGAACCCCGCCACGCCGUCGGCAGGGCUCAAGGCUCUGCCGCCCUUUUCCCGGCACCCUGAACCCGGAGUUAUUGUUUAUCUGCUCGGCGUCGGGUUCGGGUUCGACCCCAGAUCUAAGGACUUCAAGGUGGUGAGGAUUCGAAAAGUUGCGCGCGGCCCUGAUGCCACAAAGCGGGUGAAGAAGGAGGUGGAAGUGUACAGCGUAAGUGAUGGGUAUUGGAGAAUGAUUGAUGUAAGCGUGCCAUUUGGUUUUCGUGGAGGUUGGCGGACGGCGGCGUUUGAUGGGGUUUUUUUCUGGUGGUCGUUGGGUCUAAUAACCGUUGCUUUCGAUUUCAGCGACGAGGUGUUUCGAACGACGCCGUUUCCGCAUGCUAGAAGUGCCUUGUAUUUUUCUCACAAAUUGAUGGUGUUGAACGGGUGCAUUGCUAUGGCGGUUUUUCCUCGUGCUUCAGGGAAGGUAAAUAUGUCUUUGGAGAUAUGGGUUUUGCUUGAAUUUGGUGUUAAGGAGUCGUGGACUUUAUUUAUCAACAUUGGACUCCCGCCGGAUUUAGAAAGGCCAUUGAGGUUUUGGAAGAACGGGGAGUUGUUCAUGGAGAAUAGUGAGGGGCAGUUGGUCUUGUAUGAUCCUUUUACACGUACAAGGAAGAAUCUUCAGAUUGAAGGGGUUAAGGAAUCCUUAGAAGUUGCUCUCUUCACGCAGAGUUCCGUCGCCAUCAAUGGAGGGGUUGAGCUUGAAGGAGGGGAUAAUCUGUGAGAGACAAGAUUCAUGCCCUCUUUUUUCUUAUGGCCUGACCCUCCAACUUGUCAUCAGGGAUUAGAGAUCUUACUGGGAUGAUGAGAAGAGUUAAGAAAUUAGAGAAUGAAAAUUUUAUACUGAAAGGCAAAAGAGAAACGCUUGAUGUUUGAUGUUUGCUCUGGAGUCGCCAUGAUUUUUAUUUAACUAUUGUUUGUUUUUCUCUUAUUAAGUGAUUGUUAGAUAAUGGAAGUUGUUAUAUACUGUGAGUGACUUUGUGAUAUGUAAUGGAGUUGUAGCAGAUUUGGAUUA